This is a messenger RNA of Astrephomene gubernaculifera, 2182 nucleotides long. Lineage: Eukaryota; Viridiplantae; Chlorophyta; Chlorophyceae; Chlamydomonadales; Astrephomenaceae. The record is from the annotation of a GenBank genome assembly.
AAACACGCAUGCACUAGCUAUUCAAACUAUAACUGUUACACAGUUUUCCGAUUAAUCCUUUGAUGCUGCACUUGGUAUGAAUGUCGAGGCACCGGCCUGCGUAGGGCUUAUCCUCUCGCCUUGUUAGCGUAUCCAGGGACAGAUUGUAGCUUUUGUCCGACUAACAUGUUUUCAUCGUUAUCAUAGCUCUACGUUGCUUGAUCGGCUGCCCAACCGUUGCGGCAGAAGCCACAAACAACCUAUUACCAUUUCUAAACAAAGUUAAACUAAGCAAUCCUAUAAGGCGUUCUUAUUGUAUCUAAGGAAAGUCAUGGAGGAGGAGGAGUUUAGCUUGGAUGAAGCGCGCGAGACCUUGUUUAUGCUUCAGCGUGCAUGCGAGCGCCACGCUGCUGCUCUGGGGAAUGCUGUUGACUCACUAAACCGCAAACAGCCCGAGGACGCGUGGCUUCAGGACGUGUUGGAUGAAGCGGUCAAGGGGGUCGCCUUCCACCAGCAGCAGCUAGCUUCGUUCACUACCUUCCACUCGCGCGUGAGUGCUUACGUGGAGGCAGUACGAUCCGAAGCAAAUGAGCUAGCCAUUCAAGAGCUGUCCGGACGCCCCGACACCAUUGAUGAGCUGCAGGAGGAUGCGGGGCGGAAUCCGGGGGCAGCAGCCGAAGCGGCUGGAGCAGCAGAUGACGCGGCAGCCGCCUCCUCCUCCGGCGCCGCCCCCUCCCGUCCCUCUGCGGCCGCCUCCCGCCGGCAGUCCAGCAAGAUGGUCCACCCGGAGCUGCAGAAGUUCAAACUGGAGAAGCAAGCCAAGAUUCUCGGCAAGUACGGCGGCGUUCCGGCCCUGGGUGCGGGGCUCGUGCUCCCGCGGUUACAGCGAGACUCCAUCCUCAAGGCGACUGCCAGUCCGGCGGCCCGCGAGAUCCACUACAGCAAGGUCGAGAACAAGGACGCAACGAACCUGGCGGAGGUGUUCCGGUUCAAGUCGCGCAAGAAGGAGGAGGGCGACAGCAGCCCCGAGUCCGGCCCAAGCCCCUGGCAGUCGGAGCUGAGCUCGAAGAAGGGCAAGAAGGCGCUAGACGGUACGGACGAGAAGGACCAGGUCACCCCCUCCACCCGCACCCACACCAUAUACGCGGAGGAGCUGGGAGGUGUGCUGCAGGAGCGGCAGGCGGCGCUGCAGCAGGCGCUGGAGGCGGAGCGAGUGGCCUCGGCCGGCGGGGGCGAGCAGGCGGGGCCGCACAUCUCCGCGGCCGCCCUGGGUGAGCUGGCGGCGAAGCUCAAGCAGCGGCAGACCGCGGCAAAGCAGAUGGAGGCUGCAGCUGCUGCCGCGGAGGCAGAGGCCCUGGAGGCUGCCGCCACGCCCGCCACCCCCUCCUGGAGCAAUGCGGCGGCGCCGUUUGGCGGCGAGCUGGCAGCGGCGCUGCAGCGGCGCGCGGAGCAGCAGCGGCAGGCGGGCAGCGGAGCCUCACCGCCUUUGCAGCAACAACAACAGCAACAGCAGCAGAAAGCCAACGGUAGCAGCGAAGGAGGUUCUGGGCAACCGCAGGCACAGUCCGUCCGGCGUUCUGCGCCGCCCGGGCUGGAGGCGAUGCUGGCAACACCGCCCGGAGCCGCACAGUCGAAUGAGUUGCAGGAGAAGCUGCGCCGCCGGCUGUCAACCGUGGAUGCGCAAGCGCCCCCACCAGUGGCGUCGGAGGCCCGUUAGGACCAAUGAGGGAGUUUGAAGUGGCUCUGUAUCUUAGGUUCGGCGGUAGACGUUAGCUGACCGUUGGUUGACGUAGCCGACAGGUAGAUGUUAGCUGACAGAAUGCAUUUGAUUUUUCGUCCGAGCUGUUGCUCGCAGUUUUGGUGGGAUGAGUUCUUGGGAGGUUGCAGACAGUAAGGAGGUCAGCAGGCUGGAAAUGCAAGGCAUGCAGCGGCUGUUUAGGUUACAUGGUUUCACAGUGAGAAUCCAGAUGAGGUUGCUGAGGAGGUAUAGGGGUUGCGUGGAAUGCGAAAAUCCGUGCCGAUUUUAACUACCGUAAUUUGCCGUAGCAUGCCAACUCUCCGCGGCUCCCAUGGCGAACUCGCCUUCACUGCCGCAACUACUAGACCGCACGACAAGACAGAUCCCCUCCGUGCAGCCGAUCAUAACCCGAAGCACGCGCUAGCCGGCAACACUAUGUGCAGGCUGUAAACAUUUCUAAUCCAC